This is a messenger RNA of Condylostylus longicornis, 568 nucleotides long. RefSeq names its product 10 kDa heat shock protein, mitochondrial. The record is from RefSeq and is a predicted model, not a curated record. NCBI's taxonomy places the organism in Eukaryota, Metazoa, Arthropoda, Insecta, Diptera, Dolichopodidae. Gene Ontology annotation, molecular function: protein-folding chaperone binding; metal ion binding; protein folding chaperone. Gene Ontology annotation, cellular component: mitochondrial matrix. The transcript has 4 exons. The coding region runs from base 135 to 440 and encodes 101 amino acids.
AUUGGAUUGCUGUCAGAAUAGUCAGUUCGGUUAAAUCCAUUUUUUCACGUGUUCUCUUUAGGAUACAAUAAUUUUUAAAUAUUAAUUUAAUUUUUGUGCUUUGCAUUUGGAAAUUACAUAUAUAAUUUAAGAAAAUGGCAAGUUCAAUUAGAAAAUUGAUCCCAUUGUUGGAUAGAGUACUUGUUAAGAGAUUUGAUCCUGUUACUGCCACAAAAGGUGGAAUACUUAUUCCAGAAAAAGCACAAUCUAAAGUUUUACAAGGACAAGUAGUAGCAGUUGGUCCGGGCGGUAGAAAUAAGGAAGGAGCAAGCAUUCCUAUAGGAAUAAGUGUGGGAGACAAAGUUUUAUUACCAGAAUUCGGUGGCACUAAGGUGGAGUUAGAAGAUAAAAGUGAAUAUUAUUUGUUUAAGGAGUCGGAUAUUUUGGCUAAGUUAGAAUAGAUUUUUAAAUUUAAUCGAAAACACAAUAGAUUUUAUAUUGUUUUUGUAAAACAAUAGCGUAGACUUUACAAUUGUAUGAAGCUUCACACAGUUAUUCUUCAAUAAAUAAUACUUUAGAUAUUUUUAAA